Molecule: messenger RNA, 2011 nt
Organism: Prunus avium (sweet cherry)
Lineage: Eukaryota; Viridiplantae; Streptophyta; Magnoliopsida; Rosales; Rosaceae
Source: RefSeq, a predicted model, not a curated record
GCGUGAGUCGUCUUCCUCGCAGAGUCGCAGCCAAUUUGCAGACUCGCAAAAUUUCUUCCUGUUCAGAAGUGUCUAGAUCUGGCUCGCCUGGCCACGCCUUGCAACGCUCCUUACGCCUUCCCCACGCUAAACGUGCAACUCGCGAAACAGCUGACCGCCUCGGGCGAUUUCCUGCUGCCUCGCUCCGACACGCGCGAAGGCAUGCCUUUAAAAACACUGAUUGGAACUUCCCAACUUUCAUGGUGGUUAAAAUUUCAGGAAAGUAGGAAUUUAGAGCCAAGCAAGAAGCAAGAUAAAACAAGUGGGAUAGGGAAAACCAGGUCUGCCUCAAAGGAUCAGAUUGUCAUUUCUAACGUUCGGAUAUCUCAGCAGGAGAGCUCCCCUCCACUUGUUACUGCAUUGAAGGCUUCAGCUGAACAAAAUGCUGCUACCUUUCACUUCCCUGGGCACAACAGAGGUCGAGCUGCACCAUCUUCUUUGACUCAGCUUAUUGGUUUAAAACCAUUUCUUCAUGAUUUACCUGAGCUUCCGGAGCUUGACAACCUCUUUUCUCCAAGAGGGCCCAUUUUAGAUGCUCAACAACAGGCAGCUAGUCUCUUUGGGUCAUUGGAGACGUGGUUUCUUGUAGGUGGUACCACAUGUGGAAUACAGGCAGCGAUUAUGGCUACAUGUUCCCCUGGAGAAAUUUUAAUUCUCCCUCGCAAUUCACAUAUAUCAGCCAUAUCUGCUAUGGUAUUGUCCGGUGCAGUACCCAAGUACAUCAUCCCUGAUUAUAAUUUUGACUGGGACAUUGCUGGUGGCGUCACUCCAUCACAGGUAGAGACAGCAAUCAAGGAAGUGGAGAAAGAAGGGCAGAAGCCAGCUGCAGUUUUGGUCACUUCCCCCACUUAUCAUGGUAUAUGCUGCGACUUGAGCGAGAUAACCCAAUUGUGCCAUUCUCGUGGAAUCCCUGUGAUUGUUGAUGAGGCUCAUGGGGCACAUCUAGGAUUUCAUCCCCAGAUGCCAAAUUCAGCAAUGCAUCAAGGUGCUGAUUUAGCUGUACAAUCCACUCAUAAGGUUCUUUGCUCUCUCACACAAUCAUCAAUGUUGCACAUGUCAGGGAGUCUUGUAGAUAGAGAGAAAAUUUCAAGAUGUCUUCAAACACUUCAAAGUACUAGUCCUAGUUAUCUGCUUUUGGCAUCAUUAGAUGCUGCUAGAGCUCAAAUUAGUGAAAACCCAGAAACUAUUUUUGGAAAGGCAUUGCAAUUGGCCAUUGAAACUAAGAGUAUGAUAAGAAAGAUUUCAGGUAUUUCAGUGCUUGACGCUCAAGGCUUCCCUAAUUUCCCUGUGAUGGAUCCCCUGCGGCUUACCAUAGGAUUUCAACAGCUUGGCUUAUCUGGUUAUGAAGCUGAUGAAAUCUUAUAUGAGGAUCAUGAAAUCAUUUGUGAACUUGUUGAAACCCAGUCCAUUACAUUUGCAAUGAACCUUGGAACAUGCAGAGAGCAUGUCCAGAGGUUAGUGUUGGGAAUAAAGCAUCUAGCGGCCACUUGUGCAUCCACUCCGGCUGCUAAAAGGAAGGUUGAAGGUGGUAAUUCAGCCCUCUUUGCAGAUAUAGAAACAAGCUUGAUUCCUAGAGAUGCUUUUUUUAGUGGUAAAAGGAGAGUGAGUAUUGAAAACAGCCUCGGGGAAGUUUGUGGGGAGCUUAUAUGUCCAUACCCGCCUGGGAUUCCGGUAAUGGUCCCCGGCGAGACUAUCACAAAAAAAGCUUUGGAUUAUCUGCUAGAUGUUAGAAGCAAGGGUGCUGUCAUCAGUGGAGCUUCUGAUCCCCAACUCUCUUCCAUAGUUGUCUGCAAUAUGUAGUGCUUGCUUGGCAUGGAGAAGGUACAGCUAAUUCUUUUUAAGAUUUUGUUCUGCUUCAAAAAGAGCAGCAGUCACACAUGAAAUGGAAUGUUGAUGUACAAGUUUAUUUAAUAGAUAUUUAUAAAAAUACCCAAUCCUAGACAUGUAUUUAUAAAAAUACCCAAGCACUAUU